This is a messenger RNA of Plectropomus leopardus (leopard coralgrouper), 6409 nucleotides long. RefSeq names its product ubiquitin specific peptidase 15 (gene usp15). The record is from RefSeq and is a predicted model, not a curated record. Gene Ontology annotation, molecular function: cysteine-type deubiquitinase activity. NCBI's taxonomy places the organism in Eukaryota, Metazoa, Chordata, Actinopteri, Perciformes, Serranidae. Gene Ontology annotation, cellular component: nucleus. Gene Ontology annotation, biological process: protein deubiquitination.
AGGAAAGAUGGCGGAAGGAGGAGCGGCUGAUCUGGAUACCCAGAGAGGAGAGGUCGCGGCACUGCUGAAAACACAGCUAAGAAAGGGAGACACUUGGUACCUUGUGGACAGUCACUGGUUUAAACAGUGGAAGAAAUAUGUGGGAUUUGACAGUUGGGACAAAUACCAGAUGGGAGACCAGAAUGUCUACCCAGGACCAGUUGAUAACUCUGGUCUUCUCAGAGAUGGGGAUGUGCUGGCCAUCAAGGAGCACCUCAUCGAUGAGCUUGACUACAUCCUGGUCCCCACAGAGGGCUGGAAUAAGCUUGUCAGUUGGUAUGGAUUGACAGAGAGUCAGGAGCCAAUUGCACGCAAGGUGGUGGAGCAGGGUAUGUUUGUGAAGCACUGCAAGGUGGAGGUGUACCUGACGGAGCUGAAGCUCUGUGAAGACAGCAACAUGGACAAUGUGAUCACCAGACGCUUCAGUAAAGCUGACACCAUAGAUAUGAUUGAGAAGGAGAUGAGGAAGCUGUUCAGCAUCCCUGAUGAGAAGGAGACCAGGCUGUGGAACAGGUACAUGAGCAACACCUUUGAGCCUCUCAACAAACCCGACAGCACCAUUCAAGAUGCCGGCCUCUACCAAGGACAGGUUCUCGUAAUAGAGCAGAAGAAUGAGGAUGGCACUUGGCCCCGAGGCUCCACGGCACCCAAGUCAUCUGGUGCUUCCAAUCUCUCUGCUUUGCCAAAGAUCUCGCCUUCAUCUCUCACAAACAAUCAUAACAGCAGCUUCAACAGCAGGAAUGUGAAGAAUUCAAGCUAUAGUCUAUCGUCCUACCACCCCUACAGCAACAGCUAUGACUACUCAGACCAGAGCAGGCAGAGCGAGCGCUCGGGCCUCUGUGGACUCUCCAACCUGGGCAACACCUGCUUCAUGAACUCUGCUGUGCAGUGUUUAAGCAAUAUUCCUCCACUGACGGAGUACUUCCUCAAAGACAAGUACACAGACGAGCUAAACGAGGACAACCCGCUGGGCAUGAAGGGGGAGAUUGCCAGAGCCUACGCCGAGCUUAUCAAGCAGCUGUGGUCGGGCAAAUACAGCUACGUCACCCCAAGGCCUUUCAAGACCCAGGUGGGCCGCUUUGCUCCACAGUUCUCCGGCUACCAACAGCAGGACUCCCAUGAGCUGCUGGCCUUUCUCUUGGACGGCCUUCACGAAGACUUGAACCGCAUCAGGAAGAAGCCCUAUAUUCAGCUAAAGGACGCGAACGGCAGACCUGAUAAGGUGGUGGCGGAGGAGGCGUGGGAGAACCACAUUAAGAGAAACGACUCCAUCAUUGUCGACAUCUUCCAUGGACUUUUUAAGUCCACCCUGGUGUGUCCCGUGUGCUCCAAGGUCUCUGUGACCUUCGAUCCUUUCUGCUACUUGACCCUGCCCCUGCCCAUGAAGAAGGAGCGGACACUGGAGGUCUAUCUGGUCAGACUGGACCCUCUGGCCAAACCCACGCAGUACAAGCUGACGGUGCCAAAGGUUGGCUACAUCUCCGACCUGUGUACCUCCCUCUCCAACCUGUCUGGGGUGCCUGCUGAGAAGAUGAUUGUAACUGACAUCUAUAACCACCGUUUCCAUCGGAUCUUCGCCACUAACGAGAACCUCAGCAGCAUCAUGGAGAGAGAUGAUAUCUAUGUAUUUGAGCUGGCGGUGAACAGGGUGGAGGACACAGACCAUGUAGUGAUCCCAGUGCACCUGAGGGAGAAGUACAAACAGUCAGGCUACAACCACACCAGCACGCCGCUGUUCGGACAGCCCUUCCUCCUCGCCGUCCCCAGAACCCUCAGUGAAGACAAACUCUACAACAUGCUGCUCCUGCGCCUGUGCCGGUUUGUGCGAUCAUCAGUAGAGGAGGAUGAAGAGGACUGUGAGGAGACACAGCCAUCCAAACAACACACUGUCAAUGGUAACGCCACUAAUGGACUGCUGGAGGAGGGGUCGCCAAGCGAGAUGGAGACUGACGAGCAGGACGACGAGUCCAGUCAGGAUCAGGAGUUGCCCUCUGAGAACGACAACAGCCAGUCGGAGGACUCUGUGGGCGGCGACAACGAGCUGGAGAACGGUGUUGUCGGUCCACAGAACUCCACUAAAGGCCAGCAGACGGCCGGGCACAACAGAAAGAGACUUUUUACAUUCCAGUUCAAUAACAUGGGAAAAACGGACUUCUCGCUCAUCAAGGAGGACACCAGGCAGAUCCGCUUUGACGAGGGACACCUCCGACUCAGCGACCGCUCUUAUCUUUCUUUGGACUGGGAACCAGAGGUGAAGAAGAAGUACUUUGACGAGACCGUCGUGGAGGACUUUGACAAGCAUGAGAGCAUGGAGUACAAGCCUCAGAAGAAAGCUUUCUUCAAGCUGAAGGAUUGCAUCGAACUUUUUACCACAAAGGAAAAACUGGGAGCAGAGGACCCAUGGUACUGUCCAAACUGCAAGCAGCACCAACAGGCCACUAAGAAGCUGGACCUGUGGUCUCUGCCACCGGUGCUGGUGGUCCAUCUGAAACGCUUCUCUUACAGCCGUUACAUGAGGGAUAAACUGGACUCGCUUGUUGAUUUUCCACUCAGAGACCUGGACAUGUCGGAGUUCCUGAUCAACCCCAACGCUGGGCCCUGUCGCUAUGACCUCAUUGCUGUGUCCAACCACUAUGGCGGGAUGGGUGGAGGCCACUAUACGGCUUACGCCAAGAACAAAGACGACGGGAAGUGGUACAACUUUGAUGACAGCAGUGUGUCUCCUGCCAACGAAGAUCAAAUAGUGUCUAAAGCCGGCUACGUGCUCUUCUACCAGCGCCAGGACACGGUGAAAGGCACCGGCUACUUCGCUCUCGACCGUGAGGAAGAGGAGGACGAUGAAGAGGAGGAGGAGGAAGGAGAAGACGAGGAGAACGAAGGCGAGGAGAGGCAGGAGAGAAAGCCCGCUUCCUCGGCUCAGGGCGCCUCAUCUGCCGCAGGUGCCUCUGCCUCCGCCGCCGCUCAGAGCGACGAGGAGGACCUGAACGAGAACCGGCGCAGGAAGAACGACAAUGAGCAGGAAGAGGAGGAGGAGGAGGAAGAAGAGGAUGAAGAGGAGGAGGAGGAGGAGGAGGAGCAGGCGCCCAAUCGGGACGUCACCAUGAAAACCAACUGAGGCAGACAGAAAUAAAUGGAGAGAGAGACUAGGAUCUUUCCAUCCAAAGCCAUAUGGACAAACAGCAUGGCAGCGGGCGCCACCGGUAUCACCCAGCGGCUCGGACUCGGCCCUGUGACAGGCUGAGCCACUGCGGGGGGUGACGACUGUUCAGCCAGGGAGCUGCCGGGGUACGCAACUCUAGGAAAUCAGGGCCCUCCUCUGUGGUUGGAUCACUGUGUGUGUGUGUGUGCGUGUGUGUGUGUGUAAAGUGUGUGUCGCCACGUCCAUCCGUUUAGGAUUUGCUCACUGAACGACACUGGGGACGGAUUCAGACGCUUCACAGUACAUCGGUGUCGCGCUCUUAACCGCCCUCUUGCUUUUCGUGUUCCUUUGUUGUUUUUUUUAUAUAUUUUUGAGAGCAAGUUGGCAUAUCGUUUUAUUAUCAUUUAAACCAUGUAAAUAUUUUAAACACUGAAUUAUAUCGGGUUUUCAUGAUGCGCUGAAACAUUUUUGAACUUGCACAAUCACCAACCAUCCACUUUUUUUAUGUGUUAUUGCCAGACAUACUGCAAUUGUUGAAUAAUGACGUCUCAGAAGGUUUUCUCUCAUAAAAAGCUUAGGAAGCUGCCUUUAGUACGCCAGUGGUCAGACGCGUGUACAGUCUAACGCAGAGAGCGACGCUCAUAGUUAUUAUAAAGUGUCAAACAGCCUAACUGUCUUCGCUUUGCUGCUGCUGCUGCAAUCUUGCAUUUUUAGGCAAAGAAUCAGUGUAUUAGCAUGAACCUUAAAGGUCCUGCUUUUGCUGUCUAUCUCUGGUCUCGUUUAUAUUUCUUAAACCCUAAAAUAAAGGCGGAUUGAGACGUUAUCAAGCUAACUUGUAAGUUUGCACAUUUUCUCUGCAAAAAUGAAUCAGUAAAAGGUGUUUCACUUUGUCUUAACAUAAUGUGCAGCAAAUAUGUGUUUAAAAGUAAGCUGGACUCCGAUCCUGCACCACCAAUCUCUUCUUCAGCUCUCCCUCUUUAAAGGGAUAGUUCAGAUUUUUUAAGUGGGUUUUUAGGGGUUAAUUAGUAUAUUACAAACAGAUGUCAGUCGAAACGCCCUCAGUUUGGAGAAGCAGGCUGGAGUUUGACCUGGAAGUUGAGUAAUGUUCUGCUGUGGAGGGCUCAGCAAUAAAAUGUACUUUAGCCAUUAGGUUUGUAGCGAUAUACUGAUUUUAAGGUAUACUGUGAUAUGAGAGUUGACACUAACCAUUACUAACCGUUCUGUUUUCAUUCUUUUAAGGGUCUUUCUGACUGAAUAACAAUUAUGUAAAACUGCAAUAAUUCUAAGAUAGAUAACAUACCAGGGAAAUCUCUACUGGCCACCCAAAAACAGCCCCACAGAAAGAAAUCAGUGUCAGUUUAAGUGUGCACUAUACUGAGAGUAUUUUCACUGCUUCACAUUUUUGUCUGACAGUGAUUUGAAAUGGGAAAUUGAAGCCGUAAUAUCGCUCAGUAAUUUAACAUUGCUGAACGCAGGAGCUGCUGGUCAGAUCGUUUGUAUGUGUUAUUGCGUGACUUUCGAAAAGGUAAAUUCGGGUUCACUAAAGUCACACAAUGACACAAACUAACUGAUCGAAACAGCUGUAGAACAGCAGCUCCCGUGUUCAGAAAACUAAAAUGACUGGUUUUGUCAGUGGAGUCUGGUUGACUUUGACGAGAGUGUAGAUGGGGGACUGAAGCUGUUAACUGCUUUCACAUUGAAACAGGCCGUUUGACGUAAAGGUAAAGCAGUGAAAAUACUCGAAAUAUCGCCUAAACUUAUCUUGAUUUUUCUCUUACUUGGCUAAAACACCUUUUUUUUUGCUGGCCUCCAUUCACAGCAGUGCAUUGCUUAGCUGUCAUGUCGAUUUCCGGCCUGCUUCUCCAAACUAUGGGCGUUCCAGCUGACACCUACUGUUUGUAAUACACUGACUAUGGAAAAAUACCUCAUACAACUACACUUCAAAAACUCAAAACUAUCCCUUUAAGUUAUUCAUAGACGGUGUUUAAAGCUUUACCACGGCUCUGCUCUCUCUCUCCUCUUCACAUUCGAGGCGCUGCGAGAUUAAGAACAUCGGUGAUUUUGGCUGACAUCAGAUGGAUCAUCUCUUGUUCGGAUCACCUCGGCCUUAACUCUUAAUCUCAAACUGGUUGCCUUUUCUUUGCACAUCGCCACUCUCGCAACCCCCUCCCCCCCACACUUUCAUACACCACAAAUGUCUGUCUGCUCGUUACAUCCCAAGCCACGUCAUUUAAAAUGUUUUUUUUAACCCCACAAGAGGGCCAGAAUGUACGUUACAUGGAACUGACCAGAUGUAUGUGGCUGAUGCCUUUUUGAUUCUUUCUCGGGCCAGAUCCCUCUUUUCUUUUCUCCCUUUCUUGGUUUGGUUGAAUGUGAUCAUAAUGGGUUAUGCGCCUUUGAUAUUAGCUGUAUGAAUUCUUGGGUACUGCUGAAUGCGUCCUUUCCAGAGAGGGGAAAUAAUGCUUCUUUGUGGUCCUGAGCUUUGAGGAUGGGGCGGGAGGUGAAAACUGCGGGGUGAGUCUGCCUAAAAGGCCAAUCAGCUUUUGGGAUCAUGAUACAGUGAAAAUAUUUUGUGGCAGAUUGUUGCAGGAUAUUCCUCCAUCGACGUAACUCAUGAUAAAAACUAUUCUCCAUGGUGGAGUGUUUUCUUUUUCUACCUGUUCUUCCAUUGUAAACAGCAUUAGCGUACCUGUUGUUGCCUCAGAAUAUUAGAUGUGUACCAUGCCUUUAUGAGCGUCUCUGUGCUUUGACUUCAGCGGGCUUCACCGCCCCGGCGCUGCCUUGCUUUUCGGGCGACUCACCCCCCCAAAAUCCUGACUGAGUGAGAUGUGAUUGCUACUAUAGGCUUAUACAAUACUGUACAUAAGAGUUCACUCUGUGAGUGCACAUUUGAUAAAGUUUAUUUAUUUAUAUGUAAGCAUUUAAUAAUAAACAGACAAUAUAUUUAAAACCUCGGCAAGACGUGAAAUGUCGGGGGGGAAAUGUGGCUCCAGUCCACACGUACACACUAGUUUGCAAAAGUCUUGCCUGUGCUCUUGUCAGGGAGGGAAUAUUUUUAAGAAAGGAUGGUUCUGUUGUUUUGGGACUUUUUUUGUAAAAAUAAUCCAGACAUCCUUGCAUGACAACAUAACGGGGGUUUCCAGGUUUGGCUGCACUUGAGUUCACUUGGGUUUACAUUUGAAAUGUGCAUGUGUAUUUAUACACAAUCUUCAAUAAAGUUGUGUAAAGCUU